Messenger RNA from Morchella sextelata, 1656 nucleotides. RefSeq lists its product as uncharacterized. Gene Ontology annotation, biological process: transcription by RNA polymerase III. The record is from RefSeq and is a predicted model, not a curated record. Gene Ontology annotation, molecular function: DNA binding. The transcript is spliced from 4 exons. Lineage: Eukaryota; Fungi; Ascomycota; Pezizomycetes; Pezizales; Morchellaceae. Gene Ontology annotation, cellular component: RNA polymerase III complex. Bases 1 to 1656 code for a protein of 551 amino acids.
AUGCCUCCACGACUCAAAGCAGCGCCAAAACCCGUAGCCCGCCGGAGGGUUGUUGGAGGAGAAGCUUCUGCAGAGGCCUCGCAGCCUUCGACAGGACCAUCUACACCCGCCGCCGAAAUCGCGGAGCCUCUUGCGCCAAUUGCUCAGGCACCACCAUCUGGGAGAUUGGAUAGCCUUACGCCAAAACCACUUGUUGGACCACCUAUAAGGGGGGCUGCAGGUGGUUUGAAGUUCAAGCCGAAGGCCAUUGCAAGAAAAACUAAAGAAGAGCGAGAUGCUAUCGCAGCAAAAUUUGAAGCUUCAGCUACACCAACGCCUGCUCGGGGGAACCGGGGUGACCGCGGUCAAAGAGGCGGAAGAGGAAGGGGAAGAGGGCGAGGCGGAUUCUCAGAUGCGCCUGCCACAGCGUCUGGACCAUUUGCAUUAGGAAGUGUUAAUACUGGCCGUCUAAAAGAGGUUGCUGUCGAACGCGGGACAAAUUUUACGAAGCAUAGACAGUCUAUGGGCGCAGACUUAGAUGGGGUGAAAAGAAAAGCGAAAAUGAAAACCGAAGACGGCCAGGAGAUAAAUUAUUCGUCCUCUGACGACUCCGACGAUGCUAGAAUGGACGUAGAAUUUAUAGGGUACCUCGAUGACCUCGCAGGUAAAAAGGAUGACGAAGGCGACCAGCAGAUGGACGACGAAGGCAGACCAUGGGGAGCCGGAGCGCCACUCAGAGUUCCUAGAAGCCAUCAUCAUGAGCUGAAAUCUUCAGUGAACACUGACUCGAGUACCAAGACAGACAAAGGCAUAAAGAAGGGGAAAAGCAAAGUGGAAUUUGAAACAACAAUAAAAAUUAAAGACGAGCCGGUAGAUGACGAUGAUAUCGCACUCCCGGAUUUGGACUCGCCACCUCUAUCUACGCCCUCACCAAAGGCUGCAAAGCCAGACCCAGAGGUUUUGACACAGCAAUUUAAAGAAGAAACAGAGAUGGAAGAGCUGGACCGCCAAGCGACCCUAAGGGAGAUGGUUGGUGACUUCUCUGGCAUCAAAGUCGACGACGAUGUCGAAAUGGAGUCCGGUAUCACUGAUUCUAAGAAGAAUCUGGAACUUGAUAAUCAAAUAUUCUGCUUCCAAUUCCCUGAAAUCCUCCCCCAACUUGUUUCCUCAGAGGACGCUAAAGAAUCUAUUGCUGUCGCUCCAGUGGCACCCAUAAAUACCGACGACAAAUCUGCCGCCUCUGCCCCACCGCUCCCUAAUGUUCCCUUAUCGCUCAAACAACAAAAGAUAUCCGCCAGAGCUCAAAUGGCGCUCCUUGAAUCCUUCCCGCCAUCUGGAAUAGCUGGCCAACUCCGGGUCCAUAAAUCGGGACGUAUCUCUAUUCUUUGGGGCUCCCAAGAUAGCGAAGACGGUCCUAUCGAGUUCGAUGUCAGCAGAGGUUCAAGAAUGGGGUUCUUACAGGAGGCGGUCGUGAUUAAACAGAAAUCGCCAUGGGGAGAGCAGGAUGUCGAUGAAAAGGGGAGACAGAAGGGGGCGGCGUUCUCUUUAGGACAGAUCAAGGGAAAAUUUGUUGUCUGCCCAAACUUCGGCCAGUUGAUUGGAGCGGAGAAGGAUAAGAAGAGGAAAGAUAAAAAAGGGAAGGGGAAGGCGACGGAUAUACAAAAUGUUGAACCUUAA